AUGAAAAGGCAGUGUGUGUGUGUGUGUGUGUGUGUGUACCAUGUUACGAUCACUCACCAGUUCUUUGUCUGUCCAGAAUUGAAGAAGUACUGGUCUCAGAUGGGGUCUGAUGGGUAUGACUGCAGAAGGUUGAAGGUUGAGACCUGUGGGCGACUCGUUGGUCAUCUUCUCCCGAUUCUGCAGGAGGGCCAUUGGGAUCUGACACAGGGAAGAGGGUUACAAAUGCACGGCUUUCUCCUGGUGUAUAAUGAAGCUGAUGAGUGGUGGGCGUCACACCAAGUUGGGCGUGGCAUGAGACAGGGACACACCGUGGGUGUCACUGCUACCCCCCUGCACCCCCCCAUCAACAUGGCCUCCAGCUACCUGCCCCCCUUUGAGGGCACAGGGGAGGUGAAGGAGGGCUUCCUGUGCCCGCUUUGCCUGAAGGACCUGCAGUCAUUCUACCAGCUGCAGGAGCACUAUGAGGAGGAACACUCUGGGGAUGACAGACAUGUCAGGGGACAGCUCAAGAGUCUAGUCCAGAAGGCUAAGAAAGCCAAAGACAAGCUGCUGAAGAGGGAUGGAGAGGACAAGCCAGAGAUGGACAGCUAUGAGUCCUUCUACUAUGGUGGAGUAGACCCCUACAUGUGGGAGCCUCAGGAGCUGGGAGCCACCAGAAGUCAUCUGGACUUCUUCAAGAAGCACAGAGCUGCCAGGAUCGACCACUACGUCAUCGAGGUCAACAAGCUAAUUAUCAGGCUGGAGAAACUGACCUCAUUUGACAGGAUGAACAUAGAUGCAGGCAAGAUUAGAGCGAUUGAGAAGUCUGUUGUGUCGUGGGUGAGUGACUCUGAUGUCCCGUUCUGUCCCGACUGCGGGAACAAGUUCAACCUCCGGAACAGACGACACCACUGCCGUCUCUGUGGCUCCAUCAUGUGUAAGAAGUGCAUGGAGUUUGUGCCCCUGCCUUUGGCUUACAAGCUGACCAGUGGGACACGGGAGGCCCUGAGUGUUCCAGGCAGCCCGGGCCAGUCUCAGUCCCCUCCAACAGGGGGUGGUGGGGGCAGCAUCAGCGGGAUAGGCUCCAGGAGAGGCAGCAUCAGCAGCCUGAGCAGUGUCACCUCCAUUCUGGAAGAGAAGGAUGACGAGAGGAUCCGUUGCUGCUGCCACUGCAUGGACACCCUGAUGAGGAAACAGCAGAAACUGGAGGAGAAGGACCACGUGCCUGACAUCGUCAAGCUCUACGAGAGGCUGAGGCUGUGCAUGGACAAGGUGGACGAGAGAGCUCCAGAGUACAUCAGAAUGGCUGAGUCUCUUAAUGCUGGAGAGACCACCUAUAACCUGGACACGGCUGGUGGACUGAGAAUGGAAGUCCAGAAGUACUACGAACUUAUCGAUGCACUGAGUAAGAGGAUCUUAACACUGGGAAUGAAGGAGGAGCCACAGCCCCAUCCAAAGAAUCUCCAGCUGCAGAGGAUGGUCAGAUACACAGCCACACUGUUCGUCCAGGAGAAGUUACUGGGUCUGAUGUCUCUGCCCACUAAGGAUAAGUAUGAGGAGCUGAAGAUGAAGCGGAAGCAGGAGCAGGAGAAGAGGCUCGCCCAGGAAAGACUGGCUGCCCAGAAGAGAAGGCAGGACUCUGAGAAGAACCGCCCAGCCUCUAGCACCAACGGGGAGCCUCCCCAGGCCCCCAGAGUCCCCCACAUGACCAAAGCUGGAGGCUGGCUGCCCUCCUCAGACACCCUCCACACCCACGGGGAGCUGGAAGACCCCAUGCUGCAGCAGAUAGAGAAUAUCCGGUCGUUCCUGCGGCAGGCCAAGGCCGCCCAUAGACAUGACGAGGUGGCCAUGCUGGAGGAGAACCUCAGGCAGCUUCAGGAUGAGUACGACCAGCAGCAGACCCACCUGGCCAUCACUCUGUCCCAGAGACCGGGCCAGGAGGAGCUGCAGCACCUGGAGGACAGGGAGAGGGGGAAGAUGAAGCACAGGGCUCAGAGCCAAGCCCCAGGAUCCACUCAGGCCACAUACACCUGGCAGGGCUCACUGAACCUAACUGAUACAGGGAGCCUCCAUAGGGAGGGGGAGGAAGAGAACGAGGAGGAAGAGUUGACCCCUAAAGCAGAGAGCAGCCCCCCAUCCAUGAGGGCCUUCCCUGCCCUAACGGACCAGGAUGAGGAGUCGCCCCCGUGGCUGGGGGGAGAUGUAGAGGGACAGAACAGCGCCUCCUUCAACCCCUUUGAGGAAGACUCCACCACGGUGGAGGAGGAUCCGUCCAACCCGUUCUCAGAGGAGAUCCAGAAGGAGCACAAGGAGGUAGCUAACGGGAAGAAGGAGUACAACCCGUUCUCAGAGGAGAUCCAGAAGGAGCACAAGGAGGUAGCUAACGGGAAGAAGGAGUACAACCCGUUUGAGGAGGAAGAGGAGGGCGGGGUGCAAGGGCAGGCUGAUGGCGUCACAGGCAACCCUUUCGAAGAGGAGGAGGAGAACGAUGAAGGUAACCCUUUUAAAGAGGCUUCUGGGAAUACCCUGCCGGGAGCCUCGACCAAUCCCUUUGAAGAGGAGGGUGAGGCGGCAAUGCUGGACGUUGACCUGAUCGAGGAGGAGUUGCUGCUGCAGCAGAUUGAUAACAUUCGGGCGUACAUCUUCGACGCCAAGCUCAACGGGAGGCUGGAUGAGGUGGAGCUGCUGUCAGAGAACCUGAGAGAGCUGCAGCGCACCCUGCAGGAACAGAAGCUUAAGACACACUGACAGAGACAUUACCUCCGUCUCUACUUUUCUCAUCCUCCAUGCCAUCACCUGAUUCUUACAACAGGGCUGCCCACCCAGGGCUAGAAGCUAAUCCUGCGACUCUACAGUAGUUCCCUUUAAAGCUGGGAUCCGCAAAAGGCGAAACAUCGCCACUGGUCGCCCCCAGGUGCAUUUGUUAUUGUUUUUCAAACGGAGGAGAUGAGCAUCCAGUAUCAUGAUAAAAACAGUUUGUAGUACAUACUCUACUGUUAUAUCCAGAGGAGGCUGGUGGGGGAAGCUAUUGUAAUGGCCGGAAUGGAAUGAUUGGAACGGAGUCAAACGUGGUUUCCAUAUGUUCUGUGUGUUUGAUAACAUUCCAUUUCAGCAAUUACAAUGAGCCCAUCCUUCUGUAGCUCCUCCCACCAGCCUCCACUGGUUCUAUCUCAUGUGCAAUGAUGUCCGAUGAAAAAAGUGUUUGUUUGAAGUAACGUCUUUGUUGUUGUAAUAACGCAAACAGACAUGGCAGUUUCACCGCUAAUGAUUCCAGCUUUAAAUGGCCAAUGAUCUCAUUGAUUCUGGGUUGGUUAAGGUCCGUGUUAGGUGGGUUAAAACAUUUGUGAAGGAACCACCCACCCCCCAUUCCCCUUGAGUAUUAGCCCUCUAGACCAAGGGCCGCAUCUCAAUAGUCUAUACUCCCUCUCCUUCAUCUGUAUUGAUGUGAAUGAACUGCACAGGUGACAGCACCUAGCAUUAUUUCUUUGCCGAUCCUGAUCAUCCUGCCAUGUAAGUGCAGGGUCAAUGAGAGGAGACAAGGAGAGAAAGCAAAACUAGUCUAUUGAGACCCUGCUCAGUGUUAUGCAGCCUAGCACUAAAAGGAGAUGCAUUUACAUUUCUUCACUCUUGUACAUACUAAUAACACUCACACUCUAUGAAGGCCUCAUUUAGGAGCCCUGUUGUUUUUGUAAUUCUAUCUGUAUGGUAAGAAGAAGCACAAGGGCAGAGUAAGUCAGCACUUCCAGACAGUUGUGCACAGUCAGCCACAGGAGGUAGGAUCCAUGGGGUCAUAUUUGGGCAACAGAGGCCUGACAUCGUCUGUAGUCCUGCUAUUCAAUACCGAUACCUUAUGUAGAACCAGGGUUGCAGUUUUUGGAAAUGUUAUGGUCUUCUUGAACGAAAACGUUCACUCUGAACUGACAGCUGUCGUCGGCACCUGAAUACUAAGCAUGACUAACUUGUUACUGCUACAUUUUGUCUGUCAGAUCUUCACAUGCAUGUUUGAGUUUGUAUGGGAGUGGAACCCCAUUGCCGUUAAGACAUCUUUUCUCUGUCAUCCCUGGGGGUCCAGUGACCGCUAGAAAGAGAAUGUUGAUGAAACAUUAAGCCAUGGUGAGCGAUACCAACAAAAAAACAGUUUUAAAAUCCUGCUUUGCUUUCAGGGACUCCUUCUGUUAGCUGGUUAUGUCUAUUGAAUGACUAAGUUGAAGCGCAGGAUAGAUUCUUUUUUUUUUGAGUGUGCAUGAUAUCACUGAGACGCUUCUGCAGUGGUCCAAAGUAGGCUAGUCUUUCAAUUAUGAUUUUGUCCUAGUCUCGCUCCCUGCGCUGUGUUCUCCUCCCAACACAGUGGAGACAAAUCCUAACCCUGUGUUUUCUCUUAGUGCACCAAUGAUGGCAGGGUCAGAAUCUGUCCUGCUCUUAACUUACUUUCUCACCCUGCAAACAUCCAGUGUACUUUCUCAUAUGCCAACUUAACUACAGUAUGUAUUUAUGCAACUGGUUCAACCAAGUCUCUUAACUGCACUUACCAAUUAACACACAACACCGUUGUUGCACUGGAGAUGUUUAGGUCCGAGGCACAGAAUAAUAGGUUACUUUACCCAGAAUGCUCCAUCUGUCACAGCAUCAGCCUUCAACUCUGUAUUCAUAAGGUCUUGGCAAAACUUACAUCUUGAUUUCUCAUUGGUAAUGAAAAAACACUAAACCGAUUCAAUUCUACCUAGUAUUAUCACAUACUGUGGCAAACUGUUUCCUGUUGUACUUUGUAUCCAAGUACUAAUUUCCUUGCCUUAUACAACAGUACUUGAUAUUAAGUUGAACUAAAGCAGUAUUGUUCGCUGUAGUCUUAUGCACACUCAACUGUGUUGUAGCUAAACAGAACCUUCUGAAACAUGCAUAAUUUAUUUGUGGCAAAUAUUAAUGAACUGUUGAGCUUUUUCAUAAUGUUGCCUGUUUACCUGUCACUGGCUCCGUUUACACAGGCAGCUCAAUUCAGAUUCCCCCCCACUAAAUUGGUCUUUUGACGAAUCACAUCAGAUCUUUUCAGAGCUGAUUGACAAAAGACCAAUUAUUGAAACAUCCGAAUUGGGCUGCCUGUCUAAACAGCUAUUGAGGCUCCAUCACUCAACACUAAUUAAAGACAUGACCUAUGAAGAA
This is a messenger RNA of Oncorhynchus nerka (sockeye salmon), 5136 nucleotides long. RefSeq names its product rabenosyn-5-like. NCBI's taxonomy places the organism in Eukaryota, Metazoa, Chordata, Actinopteri, Salmoniformes, Salmonidae. The transcript is spliced from 13 exons. The coding region runs from base 1 to 2727 and encodes 908 amino acids. The record is from RefSeq and is a predicted model, not a curated record. Gene Ontology annotation, molecular function: metal ion binding.